UUACUGUCACCGUGAAGCGGAGCUUGUUGCUAGGAAGUAGUGAGACGCGAUGAAAAGGCAAAGCAAACUGCAGCUAUCAGCUUUGCAGCGUCAGUAGCACUUAGCGGUUUUAUCACAAUAAUAUUGCAACCCUUUCACCGGAAAAAAAGGCAUAUAAAACAGCAAAUAUGAUUUGUCAAGCAUGAGGAUGUCCGCUAGCGAGAGCCGCGACAGCUAGCCUCGUUAAGGAGCUAACUUUGUCAGUGUCCAUCCACGUCUGACACAAAGAAGUCUUUUAUUAAUCUAUUACCUUGGUUUAAAACUGACAUAUCCGUCCAUAGAAGAACUACCCAGAAAUUUGCUUAGCAAGAAUGGCUAGCACCGUGCUGGGCGUCGGUACCGGCGUCUUCCUCGUCAGUCUUGUCUGGAUUUUGGCUCUCCUGUUGGGGAUGAUGCUCUUGAGAGCAUCUGGGUCGGCAAAGCUAGGUGUGGUUCCAGUAUUGCUCCUGGCCCUGAUCGUCACUCUGGCACUGGUGUUUUUCCCUCGCAGCUCAGAGACCACAUCCCCUUUCAAAGAGAUAGAGAUAGUGGACAGAUUCUUCAUUGGCCGUUACGUGCUGCUGUCAGUGGUGAGUGCAGUCUUUCUGGUGGCACUUUUCAUGCUGGUACCCCAUCAUUUCCUGGAGCCGGUUUAUGCCAAGCCCUUAAGAAAACACUAGAGCUGCCAGGGUCAAAGUUGGCACCGGGUUCGCAUUGCUGAUGUACACAACUUGAGGCGAGCAGGGCCAACAAGAACCACCCCCCCGUCUUCAUCUGAAAGUGGACUGCCGAAUGCAUCCCAAACAAAACAGUAGGAGCGCCAAUGUUUUCUCCAUGGCCAACUGUUUGUUCGUUGUUGGGGCGGGUUAUGUGCAGCCAAAUGAAAGGACUGAUCCAACACUGGCCAGUUUGUUUUACAAAAUGUUAUAUUUUUGUAAUUUUUCACAGGAAAUUUGAGUUGAUCUGUUUUAAGAGCAUCAGAGAUAUUUUAAUCGACUCACACAAAAUUACAUUAAAACACCUACCGUCUAACCUGUUUAUAUAUCAUAGAUCCUGACACUGUGCUCUGAAUGGUCAAACAUUUACCUUGUUCAUGUAUAGCUUUUAAAUAAUAGAUGUUUUAAAUUUUGUAGUUUGAGCCCAUUAUAAGUUCACUCCUGAAACCCUAUGAAACUAUUUAAACAUCAUAGACAGUUUCCAGUUGAACUCAGUGACCCAGUGUACUUACUGAAGGUUCCUCAUUAAUUCCAGAUACAUCUUGCGUGUCCCAUUUACAGCUAUUUGAAACAGAUAAACUCCACUGAGUUGAUCACUGAUCAUUAUUAAACACUUAUGGUUUUGUCAGAAUGACUGCAAUGCAGAUGUGUUCUUGAGGCUCUAUAUUUUCUCAAAGUAUUUUAGAUAUGAAAAAAUCUAGAAUAAUUCCUGUAAUUUCAUGUUGAAAACUAGAUGAAACUGUGAUGCAUUGUUUGGUUUUCUGAUAAUUGGUGUGCAAACAUAAGCAAAAUUUCACUCUUGCAAAUGCCAAAUAAAUGAGUCAAAAGGGCCACAGUAAUGAUCCAUGUUUUUGUUUUGGUAUUUUCAUUUUUUUUUAUUAUUAUAAUUAUUAUUAUCUGUUUUUUGUGUUCUAUAAAUUAGUUGACUUGUUUAGCCUCUAAUGUAAUAUCAUUCUUUGAGAGAUUAAAGAGAUUUUCCAAGUA
Molecule: messenger RNA, 1718 nt
Organism: Myripristis murdjan (pinecone soldierfish)
Lineage: Eukaryota; Metazoa; Chordata; Actinopteri; Holocentriformes; Holocentridae
Gene: tmem218
Product: transmembrane protein 218
Exons: 3
Coding region: 351-698 (115 amino acids)
Source: RefSeq, a predicted model, not a curated record